UUAUCCAUUUGUCUUCCGAUCAUUGAAUCGUUGAACGCCACGAGCCCUCUCUUUUCCGAGGAGAACGAGCUCGUCCAGUUUCAACAAACCCAGAAUCGUUGAGGGUAAUACACCCUCCGUUCCAUUCUCAUGCUUUCCAUUCAUCCACCCCCCAAACCAUGGCCAAAACCCAAACCUCCUUCCUCUCCUCGCCUCCCACAAAUCUCAGCAUCCUCCUCCCGUCCCAACCCACCGGAAAACCCGUCCGCUUCCUCUCCAUCCUCGUCGGUAGGCAAAAUCAAACGCCUCGUCCUCGCCAGCGAAGGCCGGACCAAGCUCAACACCCUCCCGGACCGAGACUUCUACUCCUACCCUCGCUUCGUGACCCACGUCGACGAUGGCUUCAUCUCGACGCUAACUGAUCUCUACCGAGAGAAGUUGGCCCCUGGGUGGGAGAUUCUGGACCUCAUGAGCUCCUGGGUCAGCCACCUGCCAAACGAGGUGGAGUACAAGAGGGUGGUGGGCCAUGGGCUCAAUGCCCAGGAGAUGGCCAAGAAUCCAAGAUUGGACCAUUUUUUCGUCAAGGAUUUGAACCAAGAUCAGGAGCUCCAGCUUGAGAGCUGCAGCUUUGAUGCUGUGCUUUGUACGGUGAGUGUGCAGUAUCUCCAGUGGCCGGAGAAGGUGUUUGCUGAGGCGUUUAGGGUGCUUAAACCUGGUGGUGUAUUUAUUGUAAGCUUCAGCAAUCGAUUAUUUUAUGAAAAAGCAAUCAGAGCUUGGAGGGAUGGAACUGAAUACAGCCGAAUCCAAUCGGUUCUGCAAUACUUCCAAUGUGUAGAUGGUUUUACACAGCCUGAGGUAGUCAGGAAAUUUCCUGGAAAGGUUGAUAAUUCACCUCUUAGUGGGAUUAUGAGAUUGCUUGGGAUGUCUAGAUCAGACCCUUUUUAUGCAGUUGUUGCUUACAGAAAUUUCAAACCAGUAUAUGCAACAAAUCAAUAAGAAUAUGCAUUUUGUACCUUCGUUUGUCAUGUACCUAACUACAAUACAUAAAUCUUUCUGGGAAGUUGAUGGAAAAUCAAUAUAAAUUCUUAGGUUCUUCGUAGUUAAUUGAGGUUUU
This is a messenger RNA of Phoenix dactylifera (date palm), 1093 nucleotides long. RefSeq names its product S-adenosyl-L-methionine-dependent methyltransferases superfamily protein. The record is from RefSeq and is a predicted model, not a curated record. Gene Ontology annotation, molecular function: S-adenosylmethionine-dependent methyltransferase activity. Lineage: Eukaryota; Viridiplantae; Streptophyta; Magnoliopsida; Arecales; Arecaceae.